Molecule: messenger RNA, 2322 nt
Organism: Anoplophora glabripennis (Asian longhorned beetle)
Lineage: Eukaryota; Metazoa; Arthropoda; Insecta; Coleoptera; Cerambycidae
Exons: 8
Coding region: 241-2214 (657 amino acids)
Cellular component (GO): membrane
Source: RefSeq, a predicted model, not a curated record
UUUACCACACAACUGCGAAAGUGAUAACUGUUUACGAAUUGCGCUUUUAUCUACUACAAAUUCCGAGGCUAUUAUUUUUGUAAGAUUAUUUCUCUUAUUUCCUCUCAUCCCUUAUCUACAGGGCUUCCGUUUGGUCCGUAUCAGCUUAGAUUUGAAUUCAGGCGGUGGCAAACAGGGACCAUUAUUGAAUGCCCUACACACGAUUCGAAAUUAUUCUGCGAUUUGUGCCAGUUAACGAAAAUGAAAAACGUUUUGAUCUACAUGAUCCUACUUUUGAGUCUCUUGGACGAAACCUUUUCGGGAUUGAGCAGGGUACCUCUUCCGAACUGUCCCAAUUUGUCAAUAAAAAAUGGAAAAGUGAAGAAACGUCAAAGGGGUAGAUUUGUGAAGUUCAUUUGUAACCCCGGCUUCUUGUUAGCAGGGGAAAAAUUUAGCACGUGUAGUUUUGGAGGAAGAUGGGACCCUUUGCCUCCGAAAUGUGUUAGACCCACUUGCUUAAACAAAGUGAACCCUCCUGCCAAUGGCCUCAUUUACCCCACACAUAAUGGAGCUGUCGCGCAUGUUUAUUGUAAAGCUGGAUAUCACAUCAAUGGGCCUCAGGAGGUGCAUUGCGAUGGAAGAAAAUGGGACAACCAAAUGCCUGUAUGUCUACUUGCAAAUACAAAACCUAAACUGUUCUGCGACUUCGAAACGGAGGACAUUUGCGGCUGGAGCCACGACCUCAACCAUGAUUUUGACUGGCGAAGGGAAAGCUACAAGACUCCAAGUGGUUCGAUAGGAACCGGACCCAGUUUUGACCACACUAAAGGACCAGGACGGGACGCAGGCUACUACAUGUACAUCGAGUCAUCAGGAAGGAACGAAAACGAUACGGCCAGACUCAUUUCCCCUAUUUUCGAAAAAACUGACACCGACACCUGUUUGGAAUUUUUCUACCACAUGUUCGGAGCUACGACUGGCUCUUUGAGAGUUUAUGUCAAAACGGUUGGGGAAAGUUGGGAGUUGGACCCCAACAGUGCUAUUUUUUCCAAGAAAGGAAAUCAAGGCGACAAGUGGUUCAGGUCGUAUCAUCCCUUGGGCGUUAUAUCAGACGAAUAUCAGAUUAUCAUAGAAGGUGUCAGGGGUCAUUCUUAUGUUAGCGACAUUGCAAUAGAUGACGUCAAAGUAAUAGAAAAUUGUGUUUAUGAAGAAAUAACGACCACGACGGAAACGGAGCAUGGUACGGAAGCAUUUUUAACAUUAGACUCCUGUGAAAAUAAAUGUGGACGCACAGAUAAUGGAAAUGAAUCUCUUCGCAUUACUUGCGACUGCGAUGAAGAUUGUUACGACAAUAACCGAUGUUGUCCCGAUUACUUUGAUUUUUGCGUAUCAGGGUUUGUUACAGGAACGACUGACGACUAUCUAUCAACCACGGACAUGCCGAAUGAAGUAAUCGUGACGACUUUGCAGGCUUCUCGUGCUUCAACGGAGGCUCCAAUCAUGCCUGCCAAAAAUCGACCUACUACGAGUGUACCUGAAAUAAGUAUCUCGACCACAUCCACCACCAGGACAAAACCUACUACCACUAGGGCUACUACAACCACUACUAAAGCACCAACUCGUCCGCAUUGGCAAUCAACAGUGAAGACAACCAUUGCACCAAAAACCACAAAGAAAAUAAUCAACGUUACUCGUCCAAUGCUACAUUUUCUAACCCAGCCAACCCAGCCUGUGAUCGUGCAAAAGGUCGUACCCUCUAUCCCAGUAAAACCAAGGAACAGAACGCAGAUAAUCAACAUAAAACCGAAUAAAGUGGAUAACACUAAAGAGGUCAACAGUAACGACGUCCUGGAUGUGCCGCUUCAGACAAACAGCGAUGAGGAACUGUUGCUGACGUCACCUUUCCCCGACAAGACCGUGAAGGUGAGUUGGCCACCUCGAGAUCCCCAAGACCCCCUCGAUUCGCCUUUCUUAGGGAAUUUCAGCGAAAAAGACAAAUUUCUGAGCAUGAGACCACCUGCUUCGACUGCUGGAUACAACGUGGUGUUAGUCGUCAUCAGUGUGGUAGGCCUUACAAUUCUGACCACCGUUAUUGCCGUUAUUCUAGUUAGGAGGUUCAGGAACAGGCACAGACGGAUGGCAUCUUGCAAUGGGGACAGUCAGAGCGACGUCAGGUUCUUGACAAGCGAUGAAGUGCUGGAUUUUUCUUUGGAUAAGAAUUACGAUAGCUUGUGAUUUUUCAUUGCCAAAGUAGAUGUAAGUUAGGCGAUAAGAAGGAAAUAUUGUACAAUUUAGUGCCAAGUUCAUGUUUUUGCACACGUUUUUAAUAAAUAUUUAAGUAGA